GCGGGGUGAAUGACAGCUCCGCAGCAGAACAGUGUACAUCAAGAUGGCAGGUCUAUCUUUGUAUUUUGAAGAUGGUCAUGAUGAGCUAGAUGACUUUGGAUUUGACGACUAUGGUUCUGAGUGUGAUGGUAUUAGAAUCACAGCAUUCCUGGAUGCAGGGCAGGAUAACCUGACUCCUCUGGGCCGGCUAGAAAAAUAUGCCUUCAGUGAGAAUGUCUUCAACAGACAAAUUGUUGCACGUGGGUUAUUAGAUGUGCUACGAGAAUUCAGUGAUGAUGAGAAUGACUUCAUCAGCGUGAUGGAGACAGUUGGCAGAAUGUCCGAGGAUGCAGAGCCCACAGUGCGAGCUGAGCUAAUGGAACAGGUACCAAACAUUGCCAUGUUCCUGCACGAGAAUCGGCCUAAUUUCCCAGCAGCUUUCUCACGAUACUUGAUGCCCAUUGUGGUCCGUUAUCUCACUGACCCCAAUAAUCAGGUGCGUAAGACAAGCCAGGCAGCUCUGUUGGUGCUUCUUGAGCAGGGCCUCAUAUGCAAAACUGACAUGGAAGGCAAAGUCUGCCCUGCGCUUCUGGAGCUCACUGAACCGAACAGCGAUGAUGACUUUAAGAUUGAGGCUGUUGCGAUCAUGUGCAAGCUGGUAACUAUGUUGACUAAAGACACAGUGGAGCAGCUGCUGUUACUGCGCUUCUGUGAGCUCUGCAGUGAUACCAGGCUCUUUCAGGUCCGCAAGGUUUGUGCAGCAAAUUUUGGCGAGUUCUGUUCCAUUGUUGGCCAGGAAGCCACAGAGAAACUACUGAUGCCAAAGUUUUUUGACCUGUGUUCAGACAGCCUGUGGGGGAUUCGUAAGGCCUGUGCCGAGUGCUUUAUGAUCAUUUCUAACUGUACGUCUCCAGAAGUGCGCCGCACUAAACUGUCGCCCCUGUUCAUCAACCUCAUCAGCGAUCAGUCCCGCUGGGUACGCCAGGCUGCUUUUCAGUCUCUUGGGCGUUUCAUCUCUACGUUUGCUAAUCCAUCCAGCACAGGAUUCCACUUCCAUGAGGACGGCACACUGCAUGAAAUCCUAAAACCGCCUUCAGAGAGCAAUGAACAACAGAGUUGUUCCAACAAUGCUUCAACCUGCAGCACCCCUGACUCCACUGCCUCUUCACAUCAUUCAUCCCAGCCAGGCUCCAACACAGCCACCUCACCUCCAUCUCCAGCACCAGAGAAUGACCACAGUUCCAAGCCUGAGAGCUCGAAACCCACACAGAACCAGCAGAUAGACACUAUCUAUAACUCUUUUAAUUACUGGAGACCACUACUGCCUGAUAUCAGCCAGGACUUGGAACUACUACACGUAACAGAGAAAGAGGAGGAGCAAGAACAGGAAGUGGUAAAGGAGGAAGACAUUGUUCCAGAACUAUGCUCUAGGGGUCCAGCAACAAGCUCUCAGAUUCAGAAAGUUCUAGAAAGCCUCCAGCCUCACCUGGAUGACCCUGAUGUACAAGCCCAAGUGCAGGUUUUGUCGGCAGCACUCAAGGCUGCUGAGUUGGAGAGCCAUGCGGAUGAUGUGGAUCAAGAUGUUCCACCAUCAGAAAGUGAAACUUCUGAAAAUCCAACAUCCACUAAUAAGGAAGCAGAGACUGAUGCACACCUCGUAAACUCUACCUCACCAGCACACGAGGCUGCACCUGAAACACCCUUUGUGAAUUCUGGUCUGAUUGAGAAUAUUGAAGAAAUGAAGGACAUGGACAUGAACUUGUCUUGUGAUGAGGAAGAGAAAACUAAAGUCCAGAAUGUGAUUCCUCAGCAGUUAUUGGAUCAGUACUUGUCUAUGACUGAUCCAGCCCGAGCUCAGACAGUGGAUACUGAAAUAGCGAAGCAUUGUGCGUUUAGUUUACCAGGUGUUGCCCUGACUCUAGGCAGACAGAACUGGCAUUGCCUCAAGGACACCUACGAAACCCUCGCCACUGAUGUGCAGUGGAAAGUGCGACGAACGCUGGCGUUCUCUAUCCAUGAGCUGGCAGUGAUUCUGGGGGAUCAGUUGACAGCAGCUGAUUUGGUGCCCAUCUUUAAUGGCUUCCUUAAAGACCUGGAUGAAGUGCGAAUCGGAGUUCUUAAGCACCUGUAUGAUUUCCUCAAGCUUCUCCAUGCAGAAAAGCGCAGGGAGUAUCUGUAUCAGCUGCAGGAGUUCAUGGUGACGGACAACAGUAGAAACUGGAGGUUCCGCUAUGAGUUAGCUGAGCAGCUGAUCCUGAUCAUUGAACUGUACAGCCACAGCGACGUGUACGACUACCUCAGACAGAUAGCGCUCAACCUGUGUUCAGAUAAAGUCUCAGAAGUCCGGUGGAUUUCCUACAAAUUAGUGGUGGAGAUCCUGCAGAAACUCUACUCCUCAGGGGCUCAUGACCUCAGUCUGAACUUCAUUAAUGAGCUUGUAGUGAGAUUUUGCCACUGUCCGAAAUGGGUCGGACGACAGGCGUUUGCCUUCAUCUGUCAGGCCAUCGUGGAAGGGGAUUGUAUGCCAAUGGAUCAGUUUGCUCAGCACCUACUUCCCUGUCUGCUCAGCCUCUCCUCAGACCCUGUUCCUAAUGUGCGCGUGCGGGUUGCCAAGGCAUUACGUCAAAGUGUGCUGGAAAAACCUUACUUCAAGGAGCCAGGCAGUGCGUACUCUGACGAGCUGGAGGAGGCCCUGUGUGAGCUGAGAAUGGAUAAAGACAGAGAUGUGCGUUUUUUCGCCACAGUGGAGCCCAACCAGAAUGUCAUGGACACCGCAGGACUGAUCGAGAGCCCAUUACUGUCGGAGUACACCAGAUAAACACCAGCAUGGACCACCUUAACCCACAGACCAACACACACAAAUGUUUACUGUUGGGCACCAGUGAUUUAAACUGACACACAGUCUAUCCCUCUCUCUUUUUUAUUUUUAUUAUUAUUAUUUUUUUCCCUUUUUUUUUUUUCUACUUUUACCUUUUACCUCUCUCUGUUGUUCUCUCCGGCGCACACUGAAAGGCAGAUUUGAUAGAUAUACAUCCACUCACUUUUUUUUGAGUGUUUGUGUAUUUUUUUCAGGACCGUAAUUAUUAAAUGGGAAGCAAGACAUUAAUUUGCUUUGAUUUAAAGGAGUUAACAAAAUAUUGCAUUUAACCUUUUUAGGGAUUAAAGGAAUUACACAUUCCUAAACUGGUGAUGCGCUUUGUUAACUCCUUUAAUUUAAAACUAAAGUCUAACUUCUAUCAUGCCUUGAUUGCUUAAUUUUAAAUUAUCUAAGUAUAUAUAUGUAUAAAUAUCUGAGCCUAGUUGGACCCAUUAAGGUUUUUGUAUACUAAAUUUUUGUACACAAGUGUUUCUACAUUCUCUCCUCAACUGAACAACCUGGUGCGAAGCUUCAUGCUGCCUCUCCAAAGCUCUAACUCUCUGUAUGUUUGGGGUGAUUCCUCUUCUUCUUCUUCUUCUUCCUCUUCCUCUUCUUCUAGCUUCUGAAUGAAUUUCUUAUUUAAGAACAGGGCUUCGGCUGACCAUAAGCUGAUGAUUCUUCAGAGAGCGUACACAGAGUGAAUACUACCUAGCUCAGGGGAGACUGGAUUUGAUUGGCAGUUUUAAUGUGAAACGCCAGACAAACGGCAUCACUGUGAGCCUGGGUGAUGCUCCUGUAGUGAUUUUCACACAUCUAUCGACCUCCUCUUUACUUGUUCCACAAAGUUUUGCACAUGUAGCUGUUUUUUUUUAACACUACAACUCAGGAUCUAAAACACCACUGUCUCUUUCUCUCUUGCUUGUUUUAUGUGGCUUACAUCUUACACUGACAUGCCAUGACAUAUGUCAUGGGACAGGGACAGGAUCUAGUAUUGUGUUCCAUGGCUUUGCCACGUGCUAUGGAAGUUAAAGAACGCAACACUAAACUGUGGGAUAUGUGUUUGUGGCCUCUUGUAUUGAAUGUGGAUGUAAUUUCUGCCAGAGCCUUACGUCAGUCAAAUGUGGGAGGUGAUAUUUUCUGUUAAGUAUUCCUGGUACACACUAUCAAUCAGGGCUUGUCGAUCAUGAACUUCAGUAGUUCACCACGGCCUUGCUAUGAGCACGUUGACCAGUGUUCAGCCUCUUUCACAAGAUAACAUCUCAACAUCUCAACAACUUACAACUUCCCAAGCCUUUCACAAAGUAUCACUUAAUGAACAAUUUGCAUACUACUAUCCCAUGACUUCUGGCAUGUCAGUGUAAAUAUGAAGAUUGAACAUAGACGCAUCUUUCCGUUUGUCUCCUGUUUUGUUUACGAGGGUAACGUGACCAUGUGACCACCUGAUAUGAAAGGUGGGCAGUGUUAGAUAAUGAUGGUUCAGAAUGGCUCAGCAAACAAAGAGACUACUUCUGUGGAUCUUGUGAGGCUCACGAGUUCAGAUUAUCAUCAUGGGUCGUGCUGUUUCGGCAUCAGCAGCCAGAGUCAGAGAGAGAGAGAGCACGAUUGGCCUUCCUCUCUCUUCUCAUCACUCCCAGUGUGAUGCUGGCUGAUGUAUCAGUGCUGGAGGUCCAGCGUUUUUCCUCCAGUGAUGAUGAUGCAUUUCUGACAGUUUUAAAAGAAGCGCAGUUUGACUUCACAUGUAUUGCAGGAGCCAUGUGUCAGGAGCAUUGCACAUGUUAAGGAGAGGGAGGAGACUUAGUGAGGAGAAAAAUGGGUCGUCCCUCAUUUUUUAAGUUCAGGAUAAGCAACAUGCUUUUUUUUUUUUGGUUGGUUUUCAAGCUAAAAGGUCCUGCCACCAAAAGCAGUGUUUUGUCUGUUGUCUCUAAACUAAGGCAGAAAAACAUGAUCUUUUUUUAAAUCAUGUUUAAUCUUAUUAACUGAACGACAAAUACGAUGUCUAUAUUUUUAUUAAGGACCAGUUGUUUUUAGAAAUAAAGGGUUGCACUGCACUUGUAGACUUGAGUACAAGACUUUAGAGAAGCACUGUACCUUGGGAAAACUCAAUGAUACUUUUAUAAAAGUUUUAUUGAACUCCCGGGAUGAUCUUGGCUCGAUCCACUGGUUCUGCACUUCUCAGUGUUUGUACAAAUUCUUAACGACCCAUGCUAAAAAAAAAAAAACAUUUUUUUAAACGUCAGGCAUAGGAUGUAAUUAAGCCAAGUGACUUUUUAACAAAGUUCGGGCAUGUUCUAUAUAUAUAUAUAUCGAACGUAUUAAUGAAUUGAAAUCACCAGUUUGUGGGUUUUUAGCUGUGGAUUUAUAACGGGAGCUGUGUGUGUGUAUGUGUGUGUGUGGCCGUUGUUUAUGUUGUAAUAGUGGACCAUAUUAUGCACAUGGUUAUUCCGAUCUACUCUCUGUAAACCACUUUGUCUGCAUAAGUACCCGUUCACUACUUUUUUAAAUGUGGUACAGCUGUUAAUAUAUAUAUAUGUAUAUUUUUCUUCCAUUUGUUCUUAUAUUGAUGUAUCUUGUUCAGAGAUUUGAUAUAAUAACCUUUUCUGGGUGCAACCAUUGUAAUUUCCAGUGUCACUUUUAAAGAAGUUUUUAGUAUUCUGAAUAAAAUUCUAAUAUAAAUCAA
This is a messenger RNA of Astyanax mexicanus (Mexican tetra), 5513 nucleotides long. RefSeq names its product protein phosphatase 4, regulatory subunit 1-like (gene ppp4r1l). Gene Ontology annotation, biological process: protein dephosphorylation. The transcript is spliced from 20 exons. The record is from RefSeq and is a predicted model, not a curated record. Lineage: Eukaryota; Metazoa; Chordata; Actinopteri; Characiformes; Acestrorhamphidae. The coding region runs from base 44 to 2797 and encodes 917 amino acids. Gene Ontology annotation, molecular function: protein phosphatase regulator activity; protein binding.